Messenger RNA from Physcomitrium patens, 1602 nucleotides. The record is from the annotation of a RefSeq genome assembly. NCBI's taxonomy places the organism in Eukaryota, Viridiplantae, Streptophyta, Bryopsida, Funariales, Funariaceae.
AUGAGUAGGUUCUACAUAGAUACCCAAACGAUACCCUGGGAACAAAUUCCUUGGCCCAAGGUCGAGGCAGUUGUUUUUAGACUCCAAACCAGGAUUUACCAAGCUUCUCGCUCCAACAAUAUGGACAAGAUGCGUGCUCUACAAUUUAGACUCAUACGAAAUCUACAUGCCAGACUCUUAGCCGUGAGACAAGUUACACAGGAGAACCCAAGGAAAAAGGACCCUGACAUUUACAAGAAGUUGGUGGCCUCAGGGUCACAAAAAAUAGAGAUGGCAAGAGGUCUUCAAUUGGAUGGAAAGGCUACGCCCAUUCGUCAAAUAAUAAUAGCAAAGCCCCGGAAAGAAGAAGAGCGCCUCAGAAAACUACGAGCAAAAAAAAAAUAUAGAUUUUGUUGUGCCUUUUCUGCAUUAGGCGCAAGAAAACGUAGAGUAAAUCAGGUACGCUUUGCGCCUGGAAAAUGGAAAGCAAAAAACAAUCUAUAUUUUUUUUUUCGAACUAAACUUUGCGUCUUUUCAUCUCUUUGGCCUAUCUGUGUUAUCGAAGACAGAGCCAAGCAGGCUUUGGCCAAAAUGGCCCUAGAAAGUGAAUGGGAAGCCCGCUUCGAACCCAAUUCCUAUGGAUUCAGACCCGGACGAAGCUGCCAGGAUGCCAUUAAAGCCAUAUUCUUAGCUAUUCGAGCCAAGCCCAAGUAUGUUCUGAACGCGGACAUUUCCAAAUCUUUCGAUCGCAUCAACCACCAAGCCCUCUUGGACAAACUGAAAACUCUGCCUAAUUUAGCCAAACAGGUCAAAGCCUGGCUUAAAGUCGACCUCAUGACCGGAUUAGGAAAUAAUGCUCAGUACAUGGAAAGGGGCACCUAUGGCGUGAUCUCCCCACUGCUAGCCAACAUUGCUCUCCAUGGAAUGGAGACAGCUUUAACACAGUGGUCACUGAGAGCAUAUCCCAAAGAACCAACUCCAAUACUGGUUAGAUAUGCCAAUGACUUCGUUGUACUUCACCAAUCCAAGGAGGUCAUAGAACAAGCUCAGGCAUUCCUGAGGGAAUGGUUAAAGUGCAUGGGACUAGAAUUGCACUCGGAUAAGAUCCAGAUAGUCAACACCGGAUCCGGGUUCCAAUUUCUAGGGUUUUCAAUCAAUCAUAUUUGGAAAUGGGGCAAAGUUAAAACUUUAAUAACUCCGUCUCGUGAGUCUCGCUGGAGAUUUCUCGAAGAUAUUCGACGGGCCAUUCAAUUUUCAAAAGGAAAAGCAGCCUACCAACUUAUCAUAACCCUGGUACCCAAAAUAGUGGGAUGGGGCCACUACUUCAAAUACUCUGAAUGCAACAAUAUAUUUCGGAGAUUAGACCAUGAUAUUUUUCAAAAGAUCCGAGCAUGGGUAUACCGACGGCACCCGACAUGGGGUCGUGAUAAAAUAAAACAAAAGUACUUCCCCGAAAAGAGAAGUUGGCUCUUCGAAGGGAAAGUAUACCAAGAUAACUGGAUUUUGUACGACUCUUACACAACGGCCUUUGGGGUGAAAAAAGAAUAUUACCUGGUCAAACUGAGUUGGAUAGCUAGCCACAAGCACAUUAAGGCGAGACAAGAUAAGAGCCCAAUAAAAUGA